GCGCCAAAUUAAGAAAACACAGCCCGUGUCAGUGUCAGUGACAGAAAGAAACUAGACGAUAAACCUGCGAAACACUGUCAAAUGCAGCUCUACUUGUAUAUUUCUUAGAACCCAGGGGGAGUUAGGUGUUAGGUUUUCUCACAGUGCUGUAGCCGGAACACGGAGAUAGAAGAUGGUUCUGCAAAACAGUGGACGGUACAGAGCGGACCGAGGACAAAGUGGAGGAGACCAGGAAAACCAGGAUGAUGGCUCCUCGAUGUCGGCUCUCAAGCGGCUGGAGCGCAGCCAGUUCACCGACGAGAUCGACGCUCGCUUCGGCUUCGACAGGAUGAAGGAGCCGGGCGAGAAAACAGGCUGGUUGAUCAACAUGCACCCUGCAGAGAUCCUGGAUGAAGACAAGAGGAUGAUCAGUGCCGUGGAUUAUUAUUUCAUACAGGAGGAUGGAAACAGGUUCAAGGUGGCUCUUCCAUUCAAGCCAUAUUUUUACAUUGCUACUAAAAAGAACUGCGAGAGAGAAGUCAUCUCGUAUUUGUCAAGGAAGUUUCAAGGGAAAGUGGCAAAGCUUGAAAUUCUCCCAAAAGAGGAUCUGGACCUGCCGAACCAUCUGGUCGGCCUGAAGAGAAGCUACAUCAAGCUGUCAUUCAACACCGUGGACGACCUGGUCAAGGUAAAACGUGAGAUUUCCCCGGCUGUGCGCAAGAACAGAGAGCGGGAGCAGUCCAACGACACCUACACCUCGAUGUUAUCAAGCGCCUUAUCAGGUGGAAACGUGACCUCAGCAGAAGAAGACGGGAUGUCAAAGAGCAUUUCAGAUCAGUUGGACAACAUCGUGGACAUGAGAGAGUAUGACGUGCCUUAUCACGUACGAGUGUCCAUCGACCUCAAGAUCCAUGUGGCUCACUGGUACAAUGUUCGAUACCGAGGCAGCGCUUACCUGCCAGAGAUCGUACGAAGAGACGAUCUCGUGGAGCGACCGGACCCUGUUGUUUUGGCGUUUGACAUCGAGACCACCAAACUACCGCUGAAAUUCCCCGACGCAGAGACGGAUCAAAUCAUGAUGAUCUCCUACAUGAUCGAUGGACAAGGCUUCCUGAUCACUAACAGAGAGAUCGUCUCUGAGAACAUUGAGGAUUUUGAGUUCACUCCCAAACCUGAAUAUGAGGGGCCCUUCACGGUCUUCAAUGAGGAUGAUGAGGCUGCACUCAUUCAAAGGUGGUUUGAUCACGUUCAGGAAACAAAACCAAACAUCUUUGUGACCUACAACGGAGACUUCUUUGAUUGGCCUUUCAUUGAGACCCGGGCUGCCCUCCAUGGGCUGAACAUGCACAGAGAGAUUGGUUUCCAGAAGGAUAAUCAGGGGGAGUACAAGUCUAGUCAAGCCAUCCACAUGGACUGCUUAAGGUGGGUAAAGAGAGACAGCUACCUGCCGGUGGGAAGUCACAAUCUGAAGGCAGCAGCGAAGGCUAAACUUAGCUACGACCCAGUGGAGCUGGAUCCAGAGGAGAUGUGCCGCAUGGCAACAGAGGAGCCACAGACGUUGGCAACCUACUCCGUGUCCGAUGCUGUGGCCACAUAUUACCUGUACAUGAAAUAUGUUCACCCCUUCAUCUUCGCUCUGUGCACCAUCAUCCCCAUGGAGCCUGAUGAGGUGCUGCGUAAAGGUUCUGGGACUCUGUGUGAAGCCUUGCUUAUGGUGCAGGCUUUCCACGCCAACAUCGUCUUCCCCAACAAGCAGGAGCAGGUUUUCAACAAACUGACCAAUGACGGCCACGUCAUGGACUCCGAGACCUACGUGGGCGGCCACGUGGAGGCGCUGGAGUCCGGAGUGUUUCGCAGUGACAUCCCCUGUCGUUUUAAAAUGAACCCAGCCGCCUUCGACUUCCUCUUGCAAAGAGUUGAGAGAACGAUGCGUCACGCUGUUGAGGAAGAGGAGGGCAUCCCUUUGGAGCAAGUCACCAACUUUAAUGAGGUUUGUGAUGAAAUCAAAAAGAAGCUGAUCUCACUGAAGGAGGUUCCAAACAGGAUCGAAUGCCCCCUCAUCUACCAUCUGGACGUUGGGGCCAUGUACCCCAACAUCAUUCUCACCAACCGCCUGCAGCCGUCGGCUAUGGUUGAUGAGGCCACCUGCGCCGCCUGUGACUUUAACAAACCCGGCGCCCACUGCCAGAGGAGGAUGGCCUGGCAAUGGAGAGGGGAAAUCAUGCCUGCCAGUCGCAGCGAGUUCCACCGCAUCCAGCAGCAGCUCGAGUCUGAGAAGUUCCCUCCGUUUUUCCCCAACGGUCCGCCUCGAGCUUUCCACACUCUCAACAGGGAGGAGCAGGCCAAGCAUGAGAAGAAACGUCUGGCAGACUAUUGUAAGAAGGCCUACAAGAAGACGCACGUCACCAGGCUGGAGGAGCGAGUUACCACCAUCUGUCAGAGAGAAAACUCCUUCUACGUCGACACCGUCAGAGCCUUCAGAGAUCGGCGCUACGAAUUCAAAGGACUUCACAAAGUGUGGAAGAAGAAACUGUCGUCAGCUCAGGACAGUGGAGACGCUGCUGAGGUGAAGCGCUGCAAAAACAUGGAGAUCCUGUACGAGUCUCUCCAGCUGGCUCACAAGUGCAUCCUUAACUCGUUCUACGGCUAUGUCAUGAGGAAAGGGGCGCGCUGGUACUCCAUGGAGAUGGCCGGUAUCGUGUGCUUCACCGGAGCCAACAUCAUCACUCAGGCCAGAGAGCUCAUCGAACAAAUAGGGAGGCCUCUCGAGUUGGACACUGACGGUAUCUGGUGUGUCCUCCCCAACACGUUUCCUGAGAACUAUGUGGUAAAGACCAGUAAUGAGAAGAAGCCCAAGGUGACCAUCUCCUACCCGGGGGCCAUGCUGAACAUCAUGGUGAAGGAGGGAUUCACCAACGACCAGUACCACGAGCUGGUCGACCCGUCGUCUCUCACUUACAACGUCCGGGCAGAGAACAGCAUCUUCUUUGAGGUGGAUGGGCCGUACCUGGCCAUGAUCCUGCCGGCCUCCAAAGAGGAAGGGAAGAAGCUGAAGAAGAGGUACGCCGUGUUUAACGAGGAUGGCUCUCUGGCUGAGCUGAAGGGUUUCGAAGUGAAAAGGAGAGGAGAGCUACAGCUCAUCAAGAUCUUUCAGUCGUCUGUGUUCGAGGCUUUCCUCAAAGGUACCACCCUGGAGGAGGUCUACGCAUCUGUGGCCAAGGUGGCCGACUACUGGCUGGAUGUGCUGUACAGCAAGGCCGCCAACAUGCCAGACGCAGAGCUGUUUGAACUGAUUUCAGAGAAUCGUUCAAUGUCCAGAAGGCUGGAGGACUACGGAGAGCAGAAGUCCACGUCCAUCAGCACAGCCAAGAGACUGGCUGAGUUCCUGGGAGACCAGAUGGUGAAGGAUGCUGGUCUGAGCUGUCGCUAUGUCAUCUCCCGGAAACCAGAGGGUUCCCCCGUCACAGAAAGGGCCAUUCCUCUGGCCAUCUUCCAGGCAGAGCCCAGUGUCAAGAAACAUUUCCUUCGUAAGUGGUUGAAGAUGCCCAGCCUCCAUGACUUGGACAUUCGCUCUAUUCUUGAUUGGAGCUAUUACAUAGAGAGGUUGGGUAGUGCGAUCCAGAAGAUCAUCACCAUUCCUGCCGCGCUGCAACAAGUGAAGAAUCCGGUUCCCAGAGUGCGUCAUCCCGACUGGCUCCACAAAAAACUCCUGGAGAAAAAUGAUAUCUACAAGCAAAAGAAAAUCAGCGAACUGUUUACUAGUGAGGGAAAGAGACAAGUGGCCCACCAGCCCCUUGAAGCAGGACAAACUGCUGACAUUGAGGACUUUGGGAUGCCAGCCAAACCCCUGCAGCCGGCCAUUCUCAUCAGCACCAAGCGGAAGCGGGCUUCGCAGGGCGACGACAGCCAGGUCGAGUCCCAAGAUCUCGAGCUCACGCAGUCCUGGAGAGAGAUCCUGGGGCCGCCCCCGCCUAUGGGAAAGACACGGGAGGAGCGUCUAGUGUGGCUGCGGUACCAUAAGAAGAAGUGGGAGCUGCAGCUGAGGCAGAGGAAGGAGAGGAAGAAGAGGAGGAGGCUGCUGGAUGGUGAAGCUCAGCCUGUCGGAGGAGGACUGAUCAGAGAUGGUCCAACCACAGGCCUGGGAAGCUUCCUUCGCAGAACAGCACGCAGCAUCCUGGACAUGCCGUGGCAAAUUGUGCAGAUUGCAGAAACAAGUCACCCUGGUCUGUAUAAGCUUUGGGCCGUGAUUGGAAACGACCUCCACUGCAUGAAACUCAACAUCCCACGUGUCUUUUAUGUCAAUCAGAAAGUCCCAAAGCAGGAGGAGGGAGCCACGUACAAAAAGGUUAACCGCAUGCUUCCUCGCUCCAACAUGGUGUACUACCUUUACGAGUACUGUGUACCAGAGGACAUGUACCAGGAACACAUCAAUGAGAUCAACGCCGACCUCUCUGCACCAGACAUCGAAGGAGUCUAUGAGACGCAGGUGCCCUUGCUGUUUCGAGCUCUGGUGCAGCUGGGAUGUGUGUGCAUGGUGAAUAAACAUGUUGUGAGGGAUCUGGCAGGCAGGGAGGCAGACACGUUCGAUCUGGACCAUCUGGAGAUGAGGUCUCUGGCCCAGUUCAGCUACCUGGAACCUGGGAGCGUUCGACACAUGUACUUGUAUCAUCACAGCCAGGGCCACAAAGCUCUGUUCGGUCUGUUCAUCCCCUCUCAGCGCAAAGCCAGCAUUUUUGUCCUGGACACAGUUCGAAGCAACCAGAUGCCCAAUCUGAGUAACGUCUACACAGCCGAGCGCACCGCCCUCCUGGAGAAGACCACAGAGGAUCUUCUGCCUCCAGAAAAGCACAACUUUGAGGUCCGGGCUGAAAACGACAUGAAAGCUAUCUCCCGUGCACUGCAACGCAUUCUGCUGAACUACAAGGAGGAGCGACGCGGACCCACCCUCAUCGCUGUGCAGUCAAACUGGGAGCUGCGGCGACUGGCGGCAGGGAUGCCGGUGCUGGAGGAGUUCCCUGUCGUUCCCGUGCACGUGAUUGAUGAGAUCAGCUACAACGUGCUCGACUGGCAACGCCAUGGUGCACGGCGCAUGAUCCGCCACUACCUCAACCUGGACAGCUGCUUGUCACAGGCUUUUGACAUGGCCAGGUAUUACCACUUACCCGUGGGAAACUUGCCUCAGGACGUGUCCAUCUUUGGCUCAGAUUUGUUCCUGGCGAGACAUCUGCGUAAGCACAACCACCUGUUGUGGCUUUCACCCACAGCCAGGCCCGACCUCGGAGGAAAAGAGGCCGACGACAGUCGCCUGGUCAUGGAAAGCGAUGACAGGACCUCUGUGGAGAUCAACUCUCAGGGAUGUUAUUCCACAGUUUGUGUGGAGCUGGACCUGCAGAGCCUGGCCGUGAACACCAUCCUGCAGUCGCAGCACGUCAAUGACAUGGAGGGCGGAGCCAGUCUGGGCGUCAGUUUCGACGUGAUCCAGCAGGCCUCGCUGGAGGACAUGAUGUCAGGAAACCAGGGGGCCAGCGCUCACGCCAGCUACGACGAGACUGCUCUGUGCUCCAACACCUUCAGGAUCUUAAAGAGCAUGGUGGUCGGAUGGGUCAGGGAGAUCACGCAGUACCACAACGUGUACGCAGACAACCAGGUGAUGCACUUCUACCGCUGGCUGCGCUCUCCCAGCUCCCUGCUCUACGACCCUGCACUGCACCGCACCCUGCACAACAUGAUGAAGAAGGUGUUCCUGCAGUUGGUCGCGGAAUUCAAACGUCUGGGCUCCACUGUGGUGUAUGGGAACUUCAACAGGAUCAUCUUAUGCACUAAAAAGCGGAGGAUCGACGACGCCAUUGGCUACGUUGAGUACAUCACCAACAGCAUACACUCAAGAGAAAUCUUCCACUCUCUGUCGAUCUCCUUCUCGCGAUGCUGGGAGUUCCUGAUGUGGAUGGACCCGGCCAACUUUGGCGGUGUGAAGGGCAAACUGCCCUCUAGCAUCUUGUACGGAGAGGAAGGCGCCAACCAGAAGCAAAAAACACGAGGGGAGGGAGACGAGGAAGGAAGCGAGGACGAAGACGAAGAGGAUGUCGAGGAAGACGAUGGAGACGGACAGACGGAUGAGGUGGAGGAGCUGAUAGAAAGCAACUGGAAUAUCAUGCAGUAUCUUCCUCAAACGGCCUCCUGUCAGAAAUACUUCCUCAUGAUUGUCUCAGCCUACAUUGCAGCAGUUUACCACAGCAUGAAGGAGGAGCUGAGACGUAACACUCCCGGGGCGACGCCAGUCAAGAGACGCGGCGGCAGCCAGGCUUCUCAGCAGGCGGCCGGGGACUUGAGUGCACUUCCUGGAAUGAUCUCCUUCUCCCAGGAGUACGUGUCCAGCGAGCUCACGCAGAACUUUUUCACCAUCACUCAGAAAAUCCAGAAAAAGGUGACGGGCACCAAGAGCGUGACCCAGGCCUCUGAGAUGUUUCCCCUCCUGCCUGGUUCCCACCUGCCCCUAAACAACCCAGCCCUGGAGUUUGUCAAAUAUGUCUGCCAGAUUCUUUCGCUCGAUGCCAACAUUGUGAAUCAGGUGAACAAGCUGAAGAGAGACCUCCUGCGUCUCGUGGAUGUUGGGGAGUUCUCGGAGGAAGCCCAGUUCCAUGACCCCUGUAACUCCUACAUCCUGCCAGAAGUUAUCUGCCACCACUGCAACUUCUGUCGUGACCUGGACCUCUGCAAGGACCCGUCAGUGGCACAGGAUGGGUCCGUCUUGCCUCAGUGGUUCUGCUCCAACUGCAAGGCGCAGUAUGAGACUGACUCUAUUGAGAUGGCUCUGGUAGAAGCUUUGCAAAAGAAGCUGAUGAGCUACACACUGCAGGACCUGAUGUGUACCAAAUGUAAAGGCGUGAAGGAAGCUAACAUGCCCCUCUACUGCACAUGUGCUGGAGACUUUGACCUCACUUUCUCAGCCAAGAGCUUCUCUGAGCAGAUCACAGUGUUUCGGAACAUUGCGUCCCACUACAACAUGCGCUACCUGGAGGAGACCAUCGACUGGUUGCUUGCCAUGAGCCCUUCGAUCAGCCAGAGCUCUCACUAAAUGAAACCUCGGCUGCAGCUGCGGAAACUCAAAAUUAAAGUGUCAGUGCUGAAACUUUCACAUUGACGCACAUCAUCAGCCUUUGGACUUCUCUGUGACACUGUUUCUGUGCCGUGUAAUCGGGCGUGCUCUGUAGAUAUGUUUUACUCUCGCAUUGCAUCCAUGUCUGUGUAUGAAUUUCAGAUUUUCACUUGUAAUAAAUAUUUUCUUCCAAA
Messenger RNA from Mugil cephalus (flathead mullet), 7269 nucleotides. RefSeq names its product polymerase (DNA directed), epsilon (gene pole). The record is from RefSeq and is a predicted model, not a curated record. Gene Ontology annotation, molecular function: DNA-directed DNA polymerase activity; single-stranded DNA 3'-5' DNA exonuclease activity; nucleotide binding. The transcript has 48 exons. Bases 173 to 7054 code for a protein of 2293 amino acids. Gene Ontology annotation, biological process: DNA replication; base-excision repair, gap-filling; mitotic cell cycle. Gene Ontology annotation, cellular component: epsilon DNA polymerase complex; nucleus. Lineage: Eukaryota; Metazoa; Chordata; Actinopteri; Mugiliformes; Mugilidae.